AUGGCGAUCCGGGGACCCGCGCCCCGGCCUGGCGGCAGACCCAGGUUAGGUCUGCAAUUUCUCCAGCGGUUCCUGCAGAUACAGAAAGUUUUAUUUCCCUCUUGGUCAUCACAGAAUGCCUUGAUGUUCCUGACCCUUUUGUGUGUGGCCCUACUGGAACAACUGGUGAUCUACCGGGUUGGCUUGAUCCCCAGUCAGUACUUUGGAGUUCUAGGAAACAAAGACUUAAAUGGAUUUAAGACCCUGACGUUCCUGUCUGUCGUGCUGAUCGUCCUCAACUCCAUGCUCAAGAGCUUCGACCAGUUCACCUGCAACCUGCUAUAUGUGAGCUGGAGGAAGGACCUCACCGAGCACCUCCACCGCUUCUACUUCCGGGGCCGAGUGUACUACACCCUCAACGUGCUGCGGGAUGACGUCGAUAACCCGGACCAGCGCAUCAGCCAGGAUGUGGAGCGGUUCUGUCGGCAACUCAGCAGCAUGGCCAGCAAGCUGAUCAUCUCCCCCUUCACCCUCGUCUACUACACCUACCAGUGCUUCCGGAGCACCGGCUGGCUCGGGCCUGUGAGCAUCUUCGGGUAUUUCAUCCUGGGAACUGUGGUGAACAGAGUGUUGAUGGGUCCCAUUGUGGCAAAGCUGGUGCAGCAGGAGAAGCUGGAGGGGGAUUUCAGGUUCAAGCACAUGCAGAUACGGGUGAAUGCUGAGCCUGCUGCUUUUUUCAGGGCUGGGCACGUGGAGCACAUGAGGACAGACCGCAGGCUGCAGCGACUCCUUCAGACCCAGAGGGAGCUGAUGUCCAAGGAACUCUGGCUGUACAUCGGCAUCAACAUGUUUGACUAUCUGGGCAGCAUCCUGAGCUACGUCGUGAUCGCGAUCCCCAUUUUCAGUGGCAUCUAUGGAGAUCUGAGCCCCACAGAGCUCAGCAGCCUGGUCAGCAAGAAUGCCUUCGUGUGCAUGUAUCUCAUCAGCUGCUUCAGCCAGCUCAUCGACCUCUCCACCACACUCUCCGACGUGGCGGGCUACACACACAGGAUCGGGGAGCUUCAGGAGACCCUGCUGGACAUGACCCCAAAGUCACAGGAUGGGGAGAUUCUGGAUGAGAGCCAGUGGGACUUGGCCAGGGACCCGGGAGGGCCAGCGACAGAGCCAGCAGAUACAGCUUUCCUCCUCGAGCGGGUCUGCAUCUGCGCCCCCUCCUCUCACAAACCCUUAAUCAAGGACCUGAGCCUGAAGAUCUCUGAGGGGCAGAGCCUGCUCAUCAUAGGCAACACGGGCACCGGCAAGACCUCCUUGCUCCGGGUUCUGGGCGGCCUCUGGGCAAGCGCACGGGGCUCAGUGCAGAUGCUGGCAGACUUUGGACCCCACGGGGUGCUGUUCCUGCCCCAAAAGCCUUUCUUCACUGACGGGACCCUUCGGGAACAGGUGAUAUAUCCCCUGAAAGAGAUCUACCCAGACUCAGGUUCUACCGAUGAUGAGAGGAUCAUGAGGUUCUUGGAGCUGGCAGGCCUGUCCAGCUUGGUGGCAAGGACAGAAGGUCUGGACCAGCAGGUCGAUUGGAACUGGUAUGAUGUUCUGUCCCCGGGAGAGAUGCAGAGGCUCUCCUUUGCCCGGCUCUUCUACCUGCAGCCAAAGUACGCAGUGCUUGAUGAAGCCACCAGUGCCCUGACCGAGGAGGUGGAGAGCGAGCUGUACCACAUCGGCCAGCAGCUGGGCAUGACGUUCAUCAGCGUGGGCCAUCGGCGCAGCCUCGAGAAGUUUCACUCCUUGGUUCUGAGACUCUGUGGAGACGGAAGGUGGGAGCUGACCAGAAUCAAAGUGGAAUGA
Messenger RNA from Rangifer tarandus platyrhynchus (Svalbard reindeer), 1821 nucleotides. Lineage: Eukaryota; Metazoa; Chordata; Mammalia; Artiodactyla; Cervidae. The record is from the annotation of a GenBank genome assembly.